AUGGACAAGGGUGAAGGUGAACGAUGGCUUGCUGUUUCAGCUUAUGCAUUGCUUGAAAUUUGGGGAGCAUCAUAUGCAAUAAGACUCCAAGCAAUCAGCGGCUUCAAGGCCCUACUUGUAAGUUGCAACUCCCACAGACUGCCAGAAACCGCUCUUCGCACGGAAGAAGCUCGAAAAACUCCCAAGCGCCAUGCUCGCUCCAGCGCUGGCAUCCAAGCCACAGGCCAGAUCAGCAAUCACAGUUACGGAACGAUGCCUAUAACCAUAAUGACCGAUCUGAACGUGGGCCGCAGAUCCAUAUGCCAGGAAAUAGACUGUAUGAGUGAAAAGGAACGAUCGGUGGAUGGUGAAUCCAGGGCUGUGGCGCCAGUAUUCCAGACAUUGAAGCUAGGUCAUGUGCCGUGUCAAAUCAGCGUCACCACAAGGAAGAUGAUGUGGCCCCGUGUCACGGCCCUCAAGCUCGUAGCUGAGGAUAAUUUCAUCAUGGAUUUGCCAUUGACAAUACCCAAGGCAAUGAUCAGCUGCCAGUGGGAGGCUGCGGGGCAGGAGGUCCUGGGGAAGGUCGAGGAGGAGCUGAAUAGCAUGGGAUUCGAAGGCGUGCAUCCCAUUAUGGCGCUUCAUGUGCAUGGGGUACAACCUUUGCCGCCUGAGGAAAGGUUUGGUUCGAGGCACAUGUGAGGGACUUCGUGUGGGACUGAGACGAGGUGAAGGAGUGGUUGACAUCCGCGGAUUUUUUUCAGUCUCAAACUCAGUACGUGAUAAAAAC
Molecule: messenger RNA, 766 nt
Organism: Suillus paluster
Lineage: Eukaryota; Fungi; Basidiomycota; Agaricomycetes; Boletales; Suillaceae
Exons: 1
Coding region: 1-678 (225 amino acids)
Source: RefSeq, a predicted model, not a curated record